Tetranychus urticae (two-spotted spider mite) is the source of this 1697-nucleotide messenger RNA. Lineage: Eukaryota; Metazoa; Arthropoda; Arachnida; Trombidiformes; Tetranychidae. The record is from RefSeq and is a predicted model, not a curated record.
AUCACAAUCAAAUCAAGUCGACUAAAUUAUACAUUUUCCCAGCUUAUUCUUGUUAAUUGUAAUCAAAUUGAUAUCCAUGAAUAGCAAUCAUGAAAGCAGGCACACGAAAUGGGAUUGGAAACAAAUCAUUUGUUCAAGUUUGUUUCAUACAAAAGUGGUUCAAUUUUGGUUCACUUUUUUUCACCUCGCCGGUCUGGUGUUUACAUUGUUUAACAAUAAUGAAUUUUUUGACUCUGGUUUAUGCUGCUUUAAAGGUACUAACUGCCACACCAUCAGAGUCAACUAUAAGUAAAGUUAUACCUCCACAUGAAUCAACUUGGACUUACGAUGGUAAAGGAAAUGGUAUCAAUGACUGGUAUCAACUUUAUCCAAAAUGUAAAGGACAGUUUCAAUCGCCAAUCAACAUUGAUACCAGAUUAGUUGAUUAUAACAGUUCAAUGAAAAUUGACUUUAUUGGAUUUCAAAAGCUUUACCAGGCUUUCAUUGAAAACAAUGGCCAUACAGUUCAAUUAGGAGUUGAGGAAUCAACAAAGCCAGUGUUGACUGGUUCAGCUGUGGACAAUAAAAUUUAUGUUUUUGCCCAAUUACACUUUCACUGGGGAACAGAUUCACUGUUGGGAUCGGAACAUUCAAUAAACUCAACAUUCUACCCAUUGGAGGGCCACUUGGCAUUUUACCGUAAAGAGUAUGAAAGCUUUGAUAAAGCCCUCAACUAUUCAGAUGGACUUGUCGUUGUCUCAAUCUUCUUCAAGCAUGCGGAUGAAGAAAAUCAUGCCUUGGAUCGAUUGAUUAAAGGAAUCCAAAAAAUUCCCAGAUAUCGAGACAAAUCACUGAUACCUGGCUUUUUCAAUUUCUCUGAUAUAUUGCCAAGUAAUUUAAACAAUUUCUAUAAAUACUCUGGAUCACUGACAACUCCACCUUGCCUUGAGAUAGUCACUUGGUUGAUUAUAGCUGAGCCAGUCAACAUUUCAGAAGGACAAACGGAAAUAUUCCGACAUGAAAGAGCUAAUAUGAUUUCUUCCAAGACUGGGGAAUACGCUUACCUUAAUCACAACUAUCGAGAGCAAUCACCAUUAAAUCAUCGACGAGUAACUGCAUCAUUCAUGGUCAACUCAAAUACGGACCAAAAUGAAUAUAUAGCUUGAUCACUGAAUAUAGUACAAAUAUUUACUUGUUGAUAUUGAACUGGCAAGCUUUUCUGUAAAUUUUGAGCUUGCAAUUUUUGUUAUUAAAUUAUCAAAAUAAGCUUAAUGAUUAUGAACUAAAGAUGAGACAAAAAGGUUAGUGAUUUCUGAGUGAUUGCUGAAUAAAUUUUUAUAGACAUUGGUACAGAUUGAAACAUAAAUAUUAAAAGCUUGUGUUUAAAUUAUCCUAAAAAACAAGUAAAUAUUGUAAACCCCUAUAAUUGUGUUCAUUUAAUAAUCAAUUUAAUGAAAUUGGUGUCAAAAGAAAGAUACAAUUAUUGAAUAUAAACUCACUGAUUGAUUAAAGUGUAGUUCACCAUUGUACUAAUUGGGUUGUUAGACCUUACACACUGUAAUUGUAAUUGUAAUUUUAACGUUCAAUGUACCCUAAAUUGCACUCAUUUUUGAAUGUUUAUCAAUCAUCUUUAAAUUGAGAUCAUUGGGAGUUAAAAACUAAAAUAACACAACAAAUUUUGACAUUGAUUAAAAGCGAAAGGUUAAUUUCAUUCACAA